Phoenix dactylifera (date palm) is the source of this 2435-nucleotide messenger RNA. Its product is annotated as putative inactive poly [ADP-ribose] polymerase SRO1. The record is from RefSeq and is a predicted model, not a curated record. Gene Ontology annotation, molecular function: NAD+ poly-ADP-ribosyltransferase activity. NCBI's taxonomy places the organism in Eukaryota, Viridiplantae, Streptophyta, Magnoliopsida, Arecales, Arecaceae.
CGCGUCCCAGCCGUCGGAUCUCGCUUGUCAGCGUUGCAGCAUCAUUUGCUUUUGGCGCAAGAAAGAGAGCGUACCGCCGACCGUCCUCCGCUAUUUCUAGCCGCCUCUCUCUCGCCGUCAUCUCCUCGCUCUUCUUCUCGUUCUCGGAAUCGAGGGUUCGAAGCUCCGCCCCGACCUCAGAGAAUCGAGAGAGAGAUAGAGCCCUUCUUCGCAGAGAUGAAGUAUUUAACAAUCGCUAACGGCCCAAGGGUCACCUUGCUCACUGUCAUCUCUGGCACGAUCUUUACUUGGAUAUACCCUUUUGGGAAGUUGUAAAUUACUGCAAAUAAGCAGGUUUCGUGGAAACAAGUCUGUUGCAAAAGAUUAAUCAGUGGUUACUGUUCACUUUUGUAAAAAAUGGAAGGGACGAACGAAAAGGUGUUGGGUAAAAGUGGAAGAAUUUUAGGCAAUAUAAAAAGGAAGCGAGAUUCUGCUGCAUAUUUAACUGAUGCUGGCCAUGUUUUGGCGCAUCAGCCUAUUGCAGAUCAAUCCGCUGUCAGAUGCUAUGAUGCGAUAGAAUGUAAAUUGGGCUCCAGCUGUAAUUCGGAGAUGUGUAUUGUUAAAAACUAUCGCAACUUUAUGAGGAGUGGAUUACCACAGCGAAUGCUGUCUUACCAGGAUGGUGAAUGGAAAGAUUUUCCUGAGAAUAUCAUCAGUCUGGUCUGUGAAGAUUUCCGGUUAAAGAAGGCAAUUACCGAAGCAAUGUUUCAGAACCAGCAAUUGUUGUUAGACUUUGUCCACAUGGUUUGUGUUGACUUGAAAACAGGCCUGCAGAAGCCUAUUGCUUGGAUUGAUGAACAUGGUAAAUGCUUUUUUCCAGAAUGGCAUCCUGAAUUUUAUGCAUUAAAUGGAUGUUAUCAUUCUAGCAAAGGGAAACAUGUUCAUAUGAGUUGUGAGCCAAAUGGAACACGUGAAACUAAUGCGCAUAUUGAGAUUUCUGUGAGUGCUGCUGAAAGCUCCAAUUCAGGACCUGAUGAUGAGGUAGUGUCUAAUGUCAAGAGAGUUAAGAGUGAAAAUAUUUUUGCCAGUAACCAGAAUAUGUAUGCCGAAGUCAAUGAAACAGUCGGAGAAAAUGAGCCGUGUUCUUUUGUCCCUCCGAAGGUCUCUGGUCUUGGAACUUUGCAGGGAAAGUUGAAGAAACCUGUUGAUGCUCCUCGUGUCAAUAAUGCUGUGCAAGAUAUGUUACUCCAGGGUUUGGGUCCCUUUAUUGAUGCAAAGGACAUUCUUGGUAUCUUCAGAACCCCUUUGAAAGAUAAUUUGGGGCAGAUCCGCUUUAAUCUUUUUCAAAAGCAGGUUGAGAUAACUAAGAAUUUCCGCGGCAACGCAAAUGUCCGUUAUGCCUGGCUUUCUUCUUCUAGGGAUGCUGUGGAAGAUAUGAUUUUGCGGGGGAUUAUGAGGAUAAAGAAGCCUGUGCAUGGACCCGUAUAUGGCAUUGGCACUCACCUUGCACCAGCGAAUUGCUCCAAUAUCUGUGCUAGUUAUUCUGAUGUCGACGAAAAUGAUGUUGUCCAUAUGAUGUUAUGCCGUGUAAUAAUGGGAAAUGUGGAAGUCAUCCACCCCGGAUCAAAACAGUAUCAGCCCAGUAAUGAAAAUUUUGAUAGUGGUGUGGACGAUCUUCAAAAGCCAAAGCAUUAUGUUAUAUGGGAUAUGCAUGUGAAUACUCACAUCUAUCCAGAAUAUAUUGUGGCAUUUAAAGUGCCUUCCAGAGCCAGAGAAUGUUUGGUCGGUAAAGAAAGUAUAUCUAAUGCAUCUGCAGUCACAAAUUUGAGUCCACCUGAGAGCUUAUUGCAGGAUAGGAACCCUCAACCACCUCCAGCUUUGGGAAAUCAAUCGCAAGCACCAAUGUUUGGUAGAGCUCCAAGAACUCCCACAUCACCCUGGAUGCCUUUCUCAAUGUUGUUUGCUGCAAUUUCGACUAAAGUGUCUCCGCAAGACAUGGACUCGGUUAAUACUCACUAUGAAGAAUUCAAGAAAAGAAAGAUAAGCAGGAUUGACCUGAUUAAAAAGUUGAGGCAGAUAAUUGGUGACAAACUGUUGAUAUCAACAAUAAUGAGACUUCAGCACAAGCUACCACCAAUGGCGAGACAUGAACCACCAAGAUCCUGGGCAGGGAAGCUGCAAAUGAAGCCUUGACCCGGUAAAGGCGUUGCUCCUUCGAACUCAAAUGAUCAUGGCAUGUAGGAGUCAGGUUUGCAUGUUCUUAUUUCAGUGGUGUCAGAGAACUCAGUAGUCUGUAGGUUGAUGACAGAAAGGAAAGACUAGUUUAUAUAGCAUAUUGUAGAAUGUAUCGGGAACCAUUACAACUGUACUCCUUUCUUUUCUCAUAGUGUCCUUGUUGUUACACUUGUCCAUGUUUUGAUCUUUCCAUGCUAUGCUGAGUGCAAUUGUUGCGAUCA